AAUCCCCAGUUCAGAGAAAAAGCAGCUCAAAAGUGCUUUUUUUCUCAGCAAGUCUGAACCAGUCAGCCGGCUGCCUCCUCCCUCCGGCUCACACCCUCCCUCCCACCGCUCCGGAGGAAUAUCCCAGUCUGCUCCAAGGUGCAGCAGAACACCCAGGGCAGGACGGAGGGGUGUCCGCACCCACCGGGCCGAGAGAGGAGAGGGGUCUGGAAGUUUGCAGGGCUCAUUGCAGGCAGCGGCGGGACGGCAGCGUGCCCGGUGCAGGCAGCACGGGCUCCCACUUGCCUGCGCUACUCCAGCGGUUGAAGUAUCUGGGAUGGGGUCCCCGCACUGGAAACGGCUCUGCCUUUUGCUCCUGGCAGGUUUAACAUCCUCCUUGCUCCUCUACGGUCACUACUAUGCUACGGUGGAGUUGCCCCCCAGCCAGAGGAUCAUAGCCAGCCUGCUGCGGCCAGAACCGCUGGUCCUGGCUCCGUCGGGGACAUUGCGCCGAGCCGGCAGCCACAGAUGGGCGCUUGAAGGCAGCUUAGAGAGUGGGAAGUCCUUCAAGCCUUCGGCCGAGCUGGAGGAGCCCAAGCCCAGCAGAAAGCAGCCCAACACGUGCGUCCGCUCGGUGAUGGCCAGAGCAAAGGCAGACCCCAAGUUUGGGGAGAUGUUCCGCUUCGACACCCCCGUGCUGAUGUGGGACCAGCACUUCACCCCGGAGACCUGGGACAGGCUGAAGGCACGACACGUCCCCUACGGCUGGCUAGGCUUGUCCCACGCAGUGGUGGGCAGCACCCUCCGGCUUCUCAACGCCUCCGCCAACAGGCACCUCUUCGACAGGGACGCUUUCCCCGGGGGCUGCGUCCGCUGCGCCGUGGUGGGAAACGGCGGCAUCCUCAAUGGCUCGCGGCAGGGCAAGGCGAUCGAUGCGCACGACCUGGUCUUCAGGCUCAACGGUGCCGUGAUCAAAGGCUUCGAGGAGGACGUCGGGACCAAGAUCUCCUUCUACGGCUUCACGGUGAACACCAUGAAGAACUCCCUCAUCGCCUAUGAGGAGUACGGCUUCACCCAGAUACCCCAGGCCAAGGACCUGAGGUACAUCUUCAUCCCCUCGGAUGUCCGGGACUAUGUCAUGCUGAAGUCGGCCAUCCAGGGCAGCCCAGUCCCCGAGGGCUCGGACAAGGGGGACAAGCCACAGAAGUAUUUUGGACCAGAGGCAUCUGCAGAGAAGUUCAAGCUGCUGCAUCCAGAUUUCUUGCAGUACCUGACAGCGAGGUUCCUGCGGUCGGAGCUCCUGAACACGCAGUACGGCUCGCUCUACAUGCCCAGCACCGGUGCCCUCAUGCUCCUCACCGCGCUCCACACCUGCGACCAGGUCAGUGCCUACGGGUUCAUCACUGCCAACUAUGAGCAGUUCUCAGACCACUACUACGAGCUGGAGAAGAAACCGCUGGUGUUUUAUGCCAACCACGACAUGAUGCUGGAGUCAGCGCUGUGGAGGAGCCUGCACCGCGCAGGGAUCAUGACCCUCUACCAGCGGUGAGGCUGGGCAGCCGCCCACAAGGGCAAGUCCGAGGACUCCUGUGGCUCUUCUCCUCUUUCCCAAAGGCCACCUUCUCCCUCCCGAGGGCUCUCCCCAGCUGGCCAGCCAGCCCACGGAGCAGACCCGCCACACCGCGGCCGGCGGUGGUGUGAUGGUAAGGGGCAAGCUGAAGCUGGCAGAGAAAUGUUGCAUUUUCUCAGGGAUCUCCAGCAAUGUUUCGUGGCUCAGUGUGAUUGAACAUGGCCUUUAGGGCACCAAGAAGCAGCACGGCAUGUGGCUGCGACCUCCCAGCCCCACAAAAGCAGCUGUGGGGCAGCAGUGGCCCCUUGGAAGCACAGGAGGGGCAGGGUGAUGCUGCAAGAGGAUGCUGGAGAUGUGUACGUGUGGAAAACACCCUUCACCUUGCCAUCACACUCCAGGUCAAAUGCUCAUCACUGUGGUGGGACCACAACAGGCGUGAUGAAUCCUUGGACUGGAGACUAGAUCAUCCAGCUAACAGGAAGGCGGUGUGUUUGGAGAACACCUCCCUCCCGGACCACAGAGCACCUGAAUUCCAGCCAGCUCUGGGUUGACGUGUGCCACUUUCCAGAAGGAUGUUUGCCUCUGGGAUCAGCAGGAAAGACAGCAGCUUGGCUGUCCUCCCCUGUGACAGACGCACAGCGUGCCCUGCGAUUUUCCCGUUCUCUAGGUCAUGGUGUUUUCAAACAAACAAGGGUGUUAAAAGCCAUCAGCUAAGAAAAGGGUUACUGCAACUCAGCUGGGACAUCAGAAACGUGGCUGGCCUUUGAGCAUCCUGGAGGCAAGAGCUGGCCCACAGCCCACGUGUGCGUGGUAGUGGGUUUGUUGGGUUUUUCUUGCACAGGGACCACGUGGUGCCCUCCAAGUGCUUUGAGAAGGCAGCCCCAUGCCAAGUGGGUUAAGGAGCCUGCUAGCUCAUUGGGUGAGUCUAAGUCAUUGUCACUCUCAAUUUUUUUUCCUCCCCAGAAAAAGGGAGGUGAAGGUCUUGAACCCUUCAGCUAUCCCGUGUAAGCCAGCACUGCUAAGGAACACCCGCUGAGGAGGCUGCUCCAGCUGGUGGUGGCCACAGGGUUGAUAUGGCACAGGGGAGUGAGCGGCGUCAUCCGAGACACUUUCCCACUUUGUGUAAUUACAUAAAAUAUUCAAUGUCUUCUUUUA
Aquila chrysaetos chrysaetos is the source of this 2704-nucleotide messenger RNA. RefSeq names its product ST6 N-acetylgalactosaminide alpha-2,6-sialyltransferase 2 (gene ST6GALNAC2). Bases 317 to 1528 code for a protein of 403 amino acids. Lineage: Eukaryota; Metazoa; Chordata; Aves; Accipitriformes; Accipitridae. Gene Ontology annotation, molecular function: sialyltransferase activity. The record is from RefSeq and is a predicted model, not a curated record. The transcript is spliced from 10 exons.